AUGGCCCUGAAGCAUCGCGAUUAUGUCCUCCUGGGCAUUGGUGCCUUUAUAGCCUGGGGUCUCGCUGUCAAAUGGCUCCCCGUGUUGAGAUUUUUGGGAUAUGCUUUGGUGCUCGGUGCUUUCCUUUCCUCCGCUGUGUUGAUCGCUCUCGUGCUCCUCACCAUCCGCUCUCCCCAUGACGCCGUUGCUUCAACUUCGCCUACGAACCCCCGCGUCGCAUUCCUCGCCCGCCAUCACUGGGAUCAAGAAACGCAGGCAUUCAAAAGCCGCUCAAUCUAUAACCCACAAUCACUCUACCCACAAUCCUUCAUCGUCUCUGAAGGCAUUGACGAGCUCCUAUCCUUCGCCACGCGGGAUUUCAUCGCAUCAUGGUACCAGCAUAUCAGCCCCAACCCCACAUUCGUGAACGAGGUGGAUCACACGAUUCGGACAGCCAUUGGAAACCUGCGCGAUAGACUCCUGGCGGAAGACCUCGUCUCCCUCGUAGUGUCCCGGAUUUUCCCCGUUUUGACAUCCCAUCUGAAGGAAUUUGAGGUUGCUGAGCGCUUGGUCCGGGGAAGGAAUCUCACCAGGAAUGUCACGGAGUCGGAAGAGUUGGAUAUUGCCAUCGCGAGCAAGUAUCGCGAGGGGAACUUGCACCCGGCCGCGAUGCUCUCCCUCUCCGACCAAAAGCUACUGGAACAGGAGUACCUCCGCAAGAUUGCCGUCGGGCUUCUGCCCCAAUUGUUCCCGGAAUCCGUCCUCAAUAGCCGCAUUGUUUCCGUCUUGAUUCGUGAGAUUGUAGCCUGCGCUGUGCUGUUCCCUCUCGUUUCCGUCCUCUCGGACCCGGACACUUGGAAUCAGCUGAUGGAGGCCUAUGGCCGCACCGCGAUUCAGGACCGUAAGACUGUCCGAAAACUUAGGGCAGCCCUGGACGAGCAUGCAUCCCCGGCUCCCCGGUCGAAAAGGGGUCACCCAUUUCCUCGACUGAGCCCUCACGAUUCAGAGCGCGCCUUCGAGCGAUUUGUCCGGGCCAUCCGGCGCUGUAACAAUCUUUCGGACGCCAGACGCUUCAGAGCCCUCGUGGCAAGCCAACUGAAGCGAGAGACCAUGGUGGAAGGACAGGACCAAGUCUACCUUCGACGAUUGGAGACCGGUAAGAGGGUCUUGGACCAAAAAGUAGCUAAGCUUUCUGCCCCCGGAGGCUCCCAGAUGUCGCACGCCUCCGCUGCCGUAUCCCACUUUCGCCGUAAGAAUUCUAUUCCUCAGGAAGCCUCCUUAGUGGAUGUCAUGCAUGAUGCGUCGGGUCUCUCUUACUUCAUGGAGUUUAUGGACCGUCAGCAGCUCAUGUCUCUAGUUCAAUUUUGGAUCGUGGUCGACGGUUUUCGCAACCCUUUGGAGGAUGAUUUCGGAGACGAAAGUUCCCCGACCUCCACAAGCUGGACCCCGGCGGAUCGAAGCGACAUGGCUCUAAUCAGUGAGACGUAUCUCUCGAAACCGGAGCUGAAAGUCACGGAUGAGUCCCGUCGGGUGGUGAAGGCCUUCCUAAGCGCAGGGAAGCGGGCCACCUCGGAGCAGUAUCGAAAAGCUCGGACGGUGAUCUUGAGCACUCAAUCCGCGGUGCUCGAUAAACUUCAGGAAAUCUAUUAUCCGAAGUUCAAGCAGUCAGAUCUCUACUAUAAAUACCUUGCCUCGGAUGAAGCAUCCCAGGCGGGCCCGCAGUCCCCCAAACCGAGCUCCCCGAACAUUGCUGAAGUGCCCGAAAGGCGGCCUUUACCUCCUCUGAUGUCUCGCACCUCAUCACAACCUGGCGCCAGACCCAAAGAUCUGCGACGAGCGGCGGUUUCUUCGAGCGAUGUUCGAAGCAUGGGAAAGCUCUCAAUGGACAUCCCUCGGGCAGAUAGUCGGACAGAGGACCGUAUUAAGCCGAGCAUUGCCUCGCUAGGCCUCGUAGAUCGAUCCUCACGCCAGGGGGUCUUCGAUGACGAUCUCUUCCCUGAACAGCAGAAGUAUAUCGAAGAUGAAUAUGAAGAGCCGAUGGGGACAGAUACAGAUCCGGCCGAUCAAGUUCACGAGGCGGCUCCUGGGGAUCUCGGAUUGACGGAAGCCAUUGAGGCGCUCACCGCAGACAUCGACAAGCUCGGAUCUCAGGAGUCAGUGGUAGACACGCUUACUCGCAAAGCCGAACUCACCAAUAACACCGCGGAGCUGAGGAUUCUGCGCAAAUCUAAAGCGAGCAUCCAACGCGAGAUUCACCGCAAAGAAAUGCAACGGCAGCAGUAUAUCAUCCAAGAAAGUGACAACAGUCUGUAUGGCCGGUCGACCGUCCGCAUCAAGUCCAUUGUAGUUGGAAAGGAGGAAGAUGGUCGAGAGUUCGCUAUGUAUGUGGUCGAAGUGCAACGCAACGCCGGGGAGCAAAUGCCCGCGGCCUCCUGGGCCGUGGCCCGCAGAUACAGCGAAUUCCAUGAAUUACAUCAGAAGCUACGCAUGAGAUACCCAUCCGUCCGCCACCUGGAAUUCCCACGUCGACGUGUCGUUCUCAAGCUCCAGAAAGAAUUUCUCCAGAAGCGACGCCUAGCUUUAGAAGCAUAUCUACAGAAACUCCUUCUACUUCCCGAAGUAUGCCGGAGUCGUGACUUGCGAGCCUUCCUCUCCCAACGAGCCAUUAUCCCCCGCAACGAGAACCAAAGCUCCACCCCCAACGGAGAGACCAAAGACCUAGUCACUCGGAUUUACAACUCCGUCGCCGACGGCAUGGANGACUUCCUGGGCAACUUCGGCGUAUUAGAUCAACUAUCCACAGCCGGACAAAGCCUCAUCUCAGCCGCCACAAACCAACAAUCCACCACAGCAGUAACCCCCGGUGACUCGGGCCUCGCUACCGAGGACGCCGUCACCGCCGCCGAAGCCGAAGCCGAACUAAACGCAUUCGAAGACCGCGAGCUUGAGCCUUUCAUCAAGCCCAUCUGUGAUCUAUUCCUGGAAGCCUUCGAGCUAAACAAGGGAAAUAACUGGCUGCGCGGGCGUGCCGUGGUCGUCGUUCUCCAUCAAUUACUAGGAGGUACGAUCGAGCGCAAAGUUCGCGAAGGGGCACGCUCCCUUGUCCAGGACGACUCGCUUCUGCGCUACAUCACCCUUAUCAAGGAUACCAUGUGGCCGGGCGGUGUGCUUCGCCAAAGCCGAGUCCGCACUGCGUCGGAGCGACUGAAGAGUCGUACUGAAGCCAGUCUGGUCCUGGCCACGCUGAUCCCCGAUCUAGCGGGGAAUGUGGUUGGGCGAGCGAAUGCGCAGGCCGCGGCGCGCAGGAUAUUUGCGACGUUGAAUAAUCGACGGUUGAAUGCGCAUCUCUUCUUUACGAUUCUCGACGAGGUCGUUUUAGUAUUGUUUGGCGCAGGGGACGCGGGGCGAAUGCGUUGA
Molecule: messenger RNA, 3396 nt
Organism: Aspergillus niger
Lineage: Eukaryota; Fungi; Ascomycota; Eurotiomycetes; Eurotiales; Aspergillaceae
Exons: 3
Coding region: 1-3396 (1131 amino acids)
Cellular component (GO): intracellular membrane-bounded organelle
Molecular function (GO): phosphatidylinositol binding
Source: RefSeq, a predicted model, not a curated record